UCCUAUACACAAGCAGUCGCCGUGACGGGGAAGGGCUCACACAGGCAGGUAUUUCUGUGCGCGAGGGUGACAGAGAUAGCGCGCUACGAAGCAUAAACUGUUUCUCAGUGAGUGUUGUGUCACUUCAGGAUACUGACCUUCCAUCAUGUCUGAGGACUACAGCAUCAACACUGGACAGAAGAAGACCUUUACUAUCCCCGACUAUGUCCUUUUCAGUCUCACAUUGGCAAUAUCGGCCGGGAUCGGACUUUUCUAUGCCAUCAAAGAUAGAAACAAAAUCAAUUCUAAGGAGUACCUUUUGGGCGGUAAAGAUAUGUACGUCCUCCCCGUGGCGAUGUCGCUGCUGGUGACAUUUCUCUCUGCAUUAACGUUGCUGGGGACGCCGGCUGAGAUGUACAACUACACGACGAUGUUUUGGUGGUUAUGCCUUGCAUUUGUUUUUGCAAUGGUCAUUGCUUCAGUUGUAUUCAUUCCAUUCUUCUAUAAUCUGAAUGUGACAAGUGUAUUUCAGUAUCUAGAGCUGCGUUUCAGCAUGCCUGUGCGUGUUCUCGCCUCCCUGCUCUACAUUUUGCAAACUAGUGCGUAUAUGUCGUUCGUCCUCUACGCCCCUUCGCUGGCUCUGAAUGCGGUUACUGGACUUGAUCUAUGGGGAUCUCUGGUGGCUGUUGGAAUCAUUGUGACGCUGUAUACCGCUCUGGGGGGAAUGAAGGCUGUGUUGUGGACAGACACUUUCCAGGCUUUUGUCAUAUUAGCGGGGUUGUUGGCUGUUCUCAUCCAGGGUUCCAUCGUCAUGGGUGGCUUCCAGAACGCCUGGGACAUCGCCGGGAAUAGAUCAAGGAUUAACUUCCACGACUUCAGCUUUGACCCCACUACCCGCCACUCUUUCUGGUCGGUUGUUGUGGGCGGGUCCUUCUUCUGGAUGUCACUGUAUGGAGUUAACCAGGCUCAGGUCCAGAGAGCCUUGUCCUGUCCAUCUAUGUUUAAAGCCAGACUGACACUCCUUGUAAACCUGCCUGGACUCAUAUUCAUAGUCAGCCUUUGCUGUAUGAUCGGCAUCGUCAUGUACGCCUUCUAUGCCGACUGCCACCCCAUCAAGUUCAACAACCUAAUCAGCAGAACAGAUCAGCUCCUGCCCUUGUAUGUAAUGGACAUCUUGGGCCAUAUUCCCGGAAUACCUGGAGUGUUUGUGUCGUGCAUCUUCAGCGGAAGUUUGAGCACCAUAUCCUCCUCCUUGAACGCCCUGGGAGCCAUCAUUCCCUGCGACUUCAUCAAGCCAUGCUUUCCCAACCUUUCUGAUAGGACCAUGACCAUUCUUUCGAAGGUUACAGUUGUCGUAUUCGGGGGCGUUGCUAUUGGCCUCGCCGCCCUCGUCUCUCAACUUGGGUCUGUGCUGCAGGCAUCUUACACUGUGUACAGCAUCAUCAAUGGUCCGUUGUUUGGGUUGUUUAUUCUCGGCAUGUUCUUCCCCUGGGCAAACGCAUGGGGAGCGUUUGUUGGCGCUCUGACCUCCUUGACCUUCAUGUGCUGGAUCGGAUUCGGUGCAUUCGCCAACAAGGUUUCCACUGCCAUACCUUCCCCUGUCUUCACACACGGCUGCAACUGGUCCGUCACAACGACGGCGAUGACUAUCACAACAACGCUAGGGACUACAACCACACCUUCUACAGGCUCCACCGAAAUGACAACGGUUGCAGCGUCAAGCGACCCGUUCAUACCGAUGUACAAGCUUUCUUAUCUCUACUACACGCCGACGGCGAUGGCAGCGCUCGUCAUCGUGGGAAUGGUCGUCAGCCUCAUCACUGGUCCGAGACGUCCGGGGAGUAUUGACCCUCGCCUACUCUGCCCUCUGUUUGACCGCCUCUUCCCUUGUAUGCCAGAGAAGAUACUCAGACCUCUCAGAUGCGGGGUCGACCAUAAAGGGAAGUACAGGAAAGAGGUUUAUAAAGAAGCUGACGAAUUACCAGAGAAGAUUCAGCCCGUCGAUGAAUACGACGUUGAGACGAAGUCGCCCACUGACGUGGAAGCAGUUGAGGUGAACGGUGGCGCCAUCAAUCAAGGAUUUGUCCCGAUUAGCGAGAAUACCUCGGAUCCGGAAGUAUUUGUUACACAUUUGUAGGAGCUGUCUUGAAUUGUUUUUAAAUCCCAAAUUCAUCUUUAUUGUAAAACAUAAUAUUAUGGUCCUUGUAAAGCGAUGUACCAAAUGAAUUCAUUUGUGAAUGGUUUUUUUUGCUAUGGCAGCUUGAACUCAGCUUGGCAGUGACAAACGUCUGUACAUACUGAAACUAAACAGCCUUAUUGUCGAGCUGAUCAUAUAAACGUAUUGUACAUGCAUCAGUCACUUACACUACAUUGCUUGUAGAAGGACCAUCUUAACCAUUACUUGGUACAAAACUGAACAAAGCUAAUUUCGACAGGCUUACUACAUACUACCAAAUUGUUACAUUUGCACAUUUAUGUUGUUCAUAUAUGUAAUCAUUGUAUGAAACGUGUAAUACAACAGCCGUGCUGUCUUCAGUUGGAUGUUUAUAGUUACACACAAGGUUAUGUACCCAUGAUAUUAAUUAUUGUCAUCCCUAUACUAAGACGCACAUAUCUAUGGGUGACAAUACAUAUCAUUAAACUGAAACUGUAUAUAUAUUUUAAAAUCUGUUAUUUAAACCUAUGUACUGUAUCCUAUUUAACAAUUUUGUCGUUUUUGACGUGUACCACAGGCGGGGCAGGAUAGGCUCACCUUUUCGCCAACUCCUGGUGACAUUUCUAUGUGAUAGUGAUUCAUGAACACAUGCUAAUGAUAUAGUCGGAAUCGAACAAUGGAGAUUGUGGAAACGUCUUUGUUGCUUUAAUUAUAUGAUUUUAAUUUAUAUAUAAUGUUAAAACAUAUCUACAGUCAUGACAAUGAAGUAGGACCCUAUUAGACAAUCACAUUUAAAAAGCACUUCUUAAAUGCUGUACUCUCUUUGCUGAGAUAUUAGCGCAUUGCCAUCAUAUGUUUGCCAAAGUUAUUGUUGAAUCAUGUUCUGCAUGUAGUUUCUUUUAGAUUAUUUUUAAAGCCCUUGAACAUGGUCACUUGCUCAAACGUAUGCUUUAUCUUAUUUUAUCAUGUACCCAGUUUGUUUAAAGUAAUAUUUUUGUACUCCCGUAACAAAUAUAAAGGUUAAUUUAUCGUAAUUUUAAUUUUGGUAAUACAUUUUAUAUAUUGUGCAUGUUACUCGCUUUGGGGUUUUCUAUAUAAUGGCUACUUACAAAAGUAAAGGCACGAAAGAAUUAAAAUUGUGUUGUCAAUUGAUAAAGUCUUAUUAAAUCUAAGACUAUUCUCAAAAUGCAUAUAUAUCGCCUUGUCUAAUAAUUAGAUUAUCCAGGUUAGUUUUCGUUAUGUCAAAAUUACAAUGCCAGUUGCUGAAACAGUAUGCAUAAUAAUAAGUUAAAUUCAUGUGUUUCCGCCGAGCACAUACCAUACAUACUUGUCGUAGGAGGCGAUCAGAUAGUUCUUGUUGUCAGACUCAGUGACUUGGUUGAAGUUGUGUCAUCGUACGACGCCAGCAUGGGACGUUAUAAUAGGACGAUUAUAUGAAUCACUAUUUUUUUUCUGGCCCAAACUCGAUUAUUUAAAGGUUGAAAUCAUAUAGAUGGAAUAUUUGUGAGCAUGGCGUUAAACAGACAAACAAAUCUCAACAGGUCACAUUACAAUACAGAGAACAAUGUAUGUACUCAUAUCUCAUAUCGUCACUCGUGGGGAUUCCGGGUUAGCAAUGGCAAGCUUUGCUCGUCGUAUGUGACGGCUUAAUGGAUGGGGUAAUAAGGCCCGGGGACCUCGUUACUGGCGUGUCAAAGCGUCCCGGCGGCCUUGAUCGUUGCUCAUAAUAUCAAUGACUAGAUUGUCUGGUCCAGACUCUGCAGAGUUGCGUCCCUUGGACACGCCAGAAACCUAUGAUUGUGGGUUCGAAUCCCGGUUCGCCCCGAUUAUGUUUCCAGGUUUGUCAGCACCAUACCCGUGCUCGUGGGUUUCACCGAAGUGGUAAACGUCUGAGACCUGCAUCACUUCGGGCUUUCCUCCCACAUUAAGCUGACACGCCGCGAUAUAACUGGAAUACUGUUAAAAAGCAGCGUUAAACCCAACUCACUCACUCACUCACUCUGGUCCAGACUCGAUUAUUUGCAGGUCGGCGUCAUUGAACUAUUGCUGAGUGCGGCUUAUAAGCUGAUUUAUUUGAACAACAAAUGACGCACCGUGAUUAAAGAACACGCUUAGAAACAUUCUAUGCAUCAUUAUUGGAUUCGAACUUGGAUUGGAACAAAUUGGUGAAACGUGUCUUUCUGAACACGUGUUAAGAACAUGGACGCUUGUAAUGUGAAACAUGGACUGUUGCUUGUUAAAGGUAUCCAUGGGAGCAUAACGUGGCAAUAAACGUCAGUUAUUUGAGUGACUCCGUAUGCACCAUGUUCAGAUUAGGUAUGAACCAUCGUCAUCGACCGUAUGUCAUGAUUAAAACUGGUAGAACGACAACCCGAGUGGUGAGUGAUUCUACAGGUUCACUACACUACGACCUACUGUCUUACAGACAAACAGUGCGCAGGAUCACACAAGAAGCGGAUGUCAAGUGCAAUGUCGUUACGUGAAGGCAGGGUUAUCGUCCGUUCUCACCUACCAGAGUCAACUACUACCGAUAGUCGGUUAUCAGUGGCAAAUCUCGUGAUUAGGUGCCGACGUCCAUACUUUGGGUGUGCGUUUCUUUUGGAAUUGAGUAUAUAAGCAAUUACAUGACGCAAUAUGGCAGCAGCGUUUGUUAUAAGUUGAUGUGUCGUGAUUGUCAGUGGCGGCAUAAGACUGAAACGCUCGUAAAAUAUUGAUUUUAACAGGAUGUGUUAUGAGAGUUACCUCCCUAGAUUGUUGACAAACUAAGCAAGGUUUAUCUAUCCAGAAGUGUCGUGUUGUGACAGUUUCUAGAAGGCUGCUCUACCUACAUUUAUAUGGGUGACAAUACCUAAAAGCAUGGGUUUAACUCAUGAAACUGAAACUGUAUCUUUAUCUUAAAAUCUGUUAUCAAUUUAAACUAUGUACUGUAUGCUAUUUAACAAUUUUGUCGUUUGUGACGUGUACCACAGGCGGGGCAGGAUAGGCUCACCUUUUCGCCAACUCCUGGUGUCAAUUCUAUGUGAUAGUGAUUCAUGAACACAUGCUAAUGAUAUAGUCGGAAUCGAACAAUGGAAAUUGUGGAAACGUCAUUGUUGCUUUUAUUAUAUGAUUCUAAUUUAUAUGUUAUGAUAAAAAUUAUCUACAGUCAUGACAAUGAAGUAGAGCCCUAUUAGACAAUCACGUUUAAAAAGCACUUCUUAAAUGCUGUACUCUCUUUGCUGAGAUAUUAGUGCAUUGCCAUCAUAUGUUUGCCAAAGUUAGUGUUGAAUCAUGUUCUGCAUGUGGAAGUUUUUUAGAUUUUUUUUAAAGCUCUUGGAAUAUGGUCACUUGCUCAAACGUAUGUUUUAUCUUAUUUUAUCAUGUACCCAGUUUGUUUUAAAUAAUAUUUUUGUACUCCCGUAACACAUAUAAAGUUUAUUUUAUGGGUUUUUUUAUUUUAGUAAUACAUUUCAUAUAUUGUGCAUGUAACUCGCUUUUGGCUUUUCUGUAUAAUGGCUACUUACAAAAGUAAAGGCACGAAAGAAUUAAAA
This is a messenger RNA of Haliotis rufescens (red abalone), 5664 nucleotides long. Its product is annotated as sodium-coupled monocarboxylate transporter 1-like. Gene Ontology annotation, biological process: sodium ion transport; transmembrane transport. The transcript is spliced from 15 exons. Gene Ontology annotation, cellular component: membrane. Gene Ontology annotation, molecular function: symporter activity. The coding region runs from base 146 to 2116 and encodes 656 amino acids. The record is from RefSeq and is a predicted model, not a curated record. NCBI's taxonomy places the organism in Eukaryota, Metazoa, Mollusca, Gastropoda, Lepetellida, Haliotidae.